UACGUUAUUUUUGUGGGAAGUCGAAGAAAUAGUAUCGGCAAAUGGCGGCAUUACCCACACCUGGACCAGUCCAGAUGAUCAAUAAGAAUAACACCGCAAUCAGUACAAGACCAAGCAACACCCCUGUAGUCGCCAUUAGCGCUCUUGCUGCUGCUAAUUCCACUGCUAUCGCUGCCGCCUCCAGUAUUAAGCCAAUUACAAUCAUCACGGAGACACCUACACCAACUAAGAACAAACGGGGUCUUAAUAAACCCAAGUGUACUACCUGUGGCAAUGUUGCUCGUUCCAGGUGUCCGUAUGAGUCAUGCAAGAACUGUUGUGCAAAAGCUCAAAAUCCAUGCCCCAUACACGUUCUUAAAAUCAGUGGAACUCCGUCAGAUAAGUCGCCGUCUUCAAACCCUACUCUGUUUGAGCCGCAAAAUGCUGACGCAACUACCCUGGGGACUUCAAUAAGGGCUUCUGCACUGCGUCAACUCUCUCAACUCAACGGAUCACAAGUUCCUCGCCCGAGGAAGCCAACCACUAGAAAGGAGGCUGCAGAUAUAAAUCAGUGGAGGUUCUCCAAGUUGAAGGAGUACAAGGACAGAAACAUUGAGACAGAAAAUGAAGCUUUCGACCGGUACAUGCAGAAUGUUAAUUUACUGGAGGAAGCAUUUUCUCUUAAUUCUUCAGUGGAUGGCAGCAGUGCUGAUGAACCAACCUCCAGCAGUUUGAAAGAUACUGAUGAGAGAGUUGUACACGCACUGAAAGCAAAAGUUGGAUCAAAUAUUGGGAGAACAGAUAGUGUGAGAGAACGUAUACGAGAUAUUGUUAAUCAGGGAUUGAGGAAGUUGCAAAAAGUGGAAUUCAAUGAUGAGGUACUUUCAGCAGAUGCUGAUGAUUUGGAUUCGCUAAAGGAGCCUAAAAGGCAAAAGAAGGAGAAAAAUGUGCGUGCUGAAAGGCUUUUAGAUAUUAAAGAUGUGAUCGAUAAGUUAAAAAAAGCUAGAAAUGAAGAUGAUUUACAGUCCUGCAUCAGAAUGAAGGCCCAGUUGUUUAAAGGGUGUGGAAAAGCCUCAGUUACAGACAAUUAUGUUGGAAGGUCGAAGGAACAGAUUAUGGGGAAGGAUGUUAUACCGGGAAAGGAUUUACCAGCCACGUAUGUUACCAAGGUUGACGUAAGUCAAGAACUUCUACAUUCUCUAGACGCUCACUUCUCUUCCCUUGAAGAGAUAAAAUGUCCUUUGACAAGCAGGUGAAUCGAAUUCUAUACUAGAACUUGCAUCACCAGUACAGAUAUUGCCCGUCCUUAUUCUACCAAUUGUCGACAUGUUGUAAGCUAAUGUUAGUUAAGUUUGUCAUAUACCUUAAGUUAGUUCAGUUUGACAUGUAUCAGAUGCUCGAGCUACUUAUGUCUAGUGCUUAGUUUGAUGAUAAAUGCCUUCAAAAUCUGCAUUUUCCUCUCGUCUGGGCUUUAGGUUUGACUAAGCAGCGCUAAUAAGAAGCAUGCUGAACGAGUAAAUAUAGUUGUAUUUGAGAUUAUAACUUGUCUUCUUAUUUCGGUAAGAAGAUGGUUAACUGUUGAGAACUCUAUGCAGUUACUUA
Papaver somniferum (opium poppy) is the source of this 1581-nucleotide messenger RNA. RefSeq lists its product as uncharacterized. NCBI's taxonomy places the organism in Eukaryota, Viridiplantae, Streptophyta, Magnoliopsida, Ranunculales, Papaveraceae. The record is from RefSeq and is a predicted model, not a curated record. Bases 42 to 1235 code for a protein of 397 amino acids. The transcript is spliced from 5 exons.